AGCAGAUCCAACGCACGACAGCAAACGAUUACCAUGGGCAAUGCGUUGAUCGGAUGCUGCACGAGCCCUGAUGACCAUGCUGACGACGGCAUGACCGGCCACAAGUCGCCGUUGCUGCAACGCAUGCACUCGUUCGACGACGAACAUGACUCGUGCUCUGGUUCGACUGCAUCGUUGUCGUCCAGCGCCAAAUCGUCCAUCCUCAGUCCUCGUCCCGCCUACGAAACCACCGGUAGCCGGCUGCUUCGUGACUUUUACCAGCAUGUCGUGGACACGGACCACAGCGAUUCGGAUGGCGAAGAAGAUUCGUUCCAUGGCGAGACGGUUCUCCCUGCAACAGCACCUUCCCCUCAACCUCGUCGACGCAGCUUGCUCCUCCAGCACACACAGACGAUGCGGCAUCUCAGCAGCGCAUCGGUGGAUCCAUUGAACAUGUAUAGCUCCCUCGGCCUCUUGCAUACCAACGACCCGCUAUUGUUGAGCACGGACGAUCGAGUGCUUCGGGCCAAGUCUGUCGACUCGCUGUUCCUCCCGCACCAAAUAAUCCACCACACCACCGGCAAACUCGCACCCCAUCACCGCGUACAUUACAUUCCGUUUGCAUACCGUGAAGAUGCGUUUUGAUUCACUAACUGUCCGUACGUACAUAUGUACGUAGGAUGGCCAUACAUACAAGCCAUUUUGGGCCGAUUCCAUCAAGCCAUCACCCGCCGGUCCCUCGACCGACGUGAAUCCUUCCACGACAGCCUCAUCAUCCACCACGUCCAUGGCGCCAUUGCCAGCCAGCUAACUCCAUUUCUCACCGCCAUAUAUACUGCCAUAUUGGGAUGGAAUACAAU
Messenger RNA from Aphanomyces astaci, 839 nucleotides. RefSeq lists its product as hypothetical. The transcript has 5 exons. The record is from RefSeq and is a predicted model, not a curated record. Bases 34 to 624 code for a protein of 196 amino acids. Lineage: Eukaryota; Oomycota; Saprolegniomycetes; Saprolegniales; Verrucalvaceae.